CUUCCCCCCGGCCUCCGCCCCCCCCGCACCAGCCCGGACCCCACCCCCUUGGUUCCGACCCGGCGGGGCUGCGAGCCGAGCCACUGGCGCCCGGUUCGGUUCGGGCGGUGCCGGUUCCGGUCCCGGCCCUGGAGCAAGGGGACGGGGCGGGGAUGCUGCUCUCCAAGAUCAACUCGCUGGCCCACCUGUGCUCCGGGUCCGGCGGGGAGCUGCACCUGGCCAAGCUACAGCCAGGUGAGGCCCGGUUCGGUUCGGAUCGACAGCAGGGGGUGGCUCUGGAGUAGGGUGCCCCAGAGCGGUCCGGGUUCGGUUCGGGAGGAGUCCUGUCCUGCUGGGCAUUGGGGAGGUUCGGUUCGAGAGGGGUAGGUUCAGAGAGGAGUCUGGUUCGGUUCGGGGGAGGGAUGUGGGUCUGGUCUGGUUUGGGAGGUCUGAUCCAGUUUGGUCUGGGGAGGGAUGUGAGGCUGGUUCAGUUCGGGGAGGGAGGUCGUUCUGAGGAGGGAUGUGGGGUUGCUGUGGUUUGGAGGGUUGGCCGGGUCUUUUGAGGACACAGCUGGUUCUGAUCCUGGUGUCUUGUGCCUAUCUGCCUGCAGGGAAGGACAAGGAGCCCCUGGAGAAGCUGUACCAGGUGGGCCCACUGCUGGGCUUUGGUUCUGUCUACUCGGGCACCCACCUGUCGGACGGCACCCCGGUAGCCAUCAAGCACGUGGCCCGGGACCGGAUUUCUGACUGGGGAGAGCUGUCAGAAAUCUGCAUUCUGUGGCUAAAUCUCCAAUCCAAUAAAAUCCAUGGUGAUAUAGAUCAAUUUUACUGCCUGGAUAUUUGCUGUAUCCCUGCAUGAAUACAUUUCUACAAUAUUUUCCAAAUGAUGGAUCGUUCCAACUCAAGCUGCAAAUAAAUUCCAUUUUGUGAGUUUGAAGGCUUUAGAUAACCCUGUUAUUGCUGGACAGAUUUACAGAAUUAAGCUGUGUAAGACUAAAAAGAAUGACUGAAUGCUUUGUGUGGGACUCAAACUCUGUGAGGGAAGGGAAAUCUGAGAGCGUGUCAUAGGUAUCUUUGCAACAAUUGAACCCUGUGAUUGUCAGCAGGGUACCAUGGAAGCAGAACUUCACUUCUGUGGUACUAGUUGCAUAUCCUGAUUUCCCCUCCCCCCCCCCCAUACCUUUU
This is a messenger RNA of Chrysemys picta bellii (western painted turtle), 1164 nucleotides long. NCBI's taxonomy places the organism in Eukaryota, Metazoa, Chordata, Testudines, Emydidae. The record is from RefSeq and is a predicted model, not a curated record.